Messenger RNA from Prunus armeniaca (apricot), 183 nucleotides. The record is from the annotation of a GenBank genome assembly. Lineage: Eukaryota; Viridiplantae; Streptophyta; Magnoliopsida; Rosales; Rosaceae.
AUGCGGUUGUGCGCGGGCAUGCCAGCACAGUCUACCGUGCGUCGAAAUGAUGAUGAGGUUCGGGUAGAAGAUGGUUUAAAUGUUGCGCCUGUUUUGCGUUCGACUCCUAAUCAAACGAUCGUCGCCGAGAGAGGAACUGAUCUCGGCCGUCAGGUUCACGGCCUGAGCUACAAGGCCGUUUAG